AUGAAAAAGUCGUGGAGUCUCACGUUCUACCUUAUAUUCUACCUGCCGCACCUCCUUGUUGCUACGGAUAGUUUGAAUACGACAGCAGGAUCCGACGAGCUGGCACACACAAACGUCGGAUGGAUUGAUAGCCCGUCGAGGCGGGGAACUCUAACGCUUGUUCUUGGUUGUCUCUCUACUAUUCUUGCAAGCACUUGGGCCGUCCUGCACCUCAACGUGCCAGCCCCAACCGACGAUUGGAAAGUUAAGCUCAUCCGAAAAGUUAAGUGGAUGACCAUUACCAUAUUAUUUCCGGAACUAGUCCUCUCGAAGGCCGUCUGUGAACUCCGGCUCGCUGUUGCAGAUCAGUACGCCAUGCAUACUAUGGCCAAACCACUGGACGAUAGGAUUAAACGAAAAUGGAAAACAACGCAGAUCGUCACUUUCGAGAGGGUAUUCGAUAGUUGGCUCCCAAGAGAUGAGCGGGAUGACGGUAUUAGAACGGUGGUCUACCAGUGGGAAUGGAAGAUUGACGAUGUAGGUGGAGGAUUGAAGUUCCUACACUGGCUUUUUGGUCUUGAAAAACACGCCGAUGAAGUCAAUUCCAUGGGAAAUACACAGUCUCCAGGCAGAUACAAUAACGGAGACAUACAGGACAAGAUUGGCCAGGGGGAGAUCCAAGUCGUCGCUGGCCCAAGAGUUUGCGAAUAUAAAGUUAUUCGAACUUGGACACUACUCCACUCGUACUACCUGAACAUGGGCGGCCUACACAUUUCUAGCCUUAACGAUAUCACAACCAAUCGCCAUUUCGACAAGUACGAUCCUGUCACAAACGGUCGCCCGACCUUUCCCUUGACUACACAUUCGAUUUCUGAUGGCAAUUUAUCCUUACUCGAGCAUAUCACUUUGGAUAAAGCGGACAUCGAGGACAAAAGCAAGGCUGAUUGGCUCGUAAAGACAUUCGCAAUUCUGCAGAUUGGAUGGCUUUUCAUUGAGGUUAUAGCUCGCAGAGCUAGCAAACUUCCCCUUACUCAGCUUGAGAUUGCUACCACAGCUUUCACAGUCACCGCAAUAUUCACAUAUGCGGCAAAUUGGUGGAAACCUAAAGAUGUUAACAGCCCAACGAUUCUGAAAGGGCCGACAAAGAUUCCUUCCAAUGAAGACAACCGCCUCAAGAGCGUUUUCUGGACUCAGCUUGAUCCUGUGCGUCAUUCUAUAACCAUCCACGACAAGAGAGUAAAGAAUGACCUGGUAUGGGGCACGGGAAUCUUUUCAGGCAUUCUUGCUGCUUCUUCUCUACUAUUUGGCUGCAUACACUGUCUCGCAUGGAAUUUCGAGUUUCCGACUAAAGCCGAACAUUUGUUGUGGCGAGGUGCAAGUAUUACGACUGCUUUUCUCCCAGGUCUCGCCCUCGGAAUGAAAUAUUUAUUUGGACGAUUCCGCUAUCGUAGAAGAGGAGGACCUCAGGAAAUGAUUCAGGAAAUGAUUAUGAGAAUACAUGUUGCAUAUAUAUCAAUGAUCGUUUCAAUAAUUAUUGAGGUUUUAUAUAGUAUUGCGCGAUUGAUUCUCAUUGCUCCUGUCUUUUCAUGUCUUCGAUCAGUUCCUGAUGCAGUAUAUAAUAACAUAGUGUGGACCAGCUUUAUACCAAGCUUUUCUUAG
This is a messenger RNA of Mollisia scopiformis, 1638 nucleotides long. RefSeq lists its product as uncharacterized. Bases 1 to 1638 code for a protein of 545 amino acids. NCBI's taxonomy places the organism in Eukaryota, Fungi, Ascomycota, Leotiomycetes, Helotiales, Mollisiaceae. The transcript has a single exon. The record is from RefSeq and is a predicted model, not a curated record.